This is a messenger RNA of Heterobilharzia americana, 807 nucleotides long. The record is from the annotation of a GenBank genome assembly. Lineage: Eukaryota; Metazoa; Platyhelminthes; Trematoda; Strigeidida; Schistosomatidae.
AUGAAGGCGAUUGCUGUAAUAUUGUCAUUAUUUCUAUCUCUUGUCAGUGCUCGAAUUGAUUGCGAGAAGAGCGUAAAAUUGGAAGUUGUUUUAGAGGAUGUUAAUCAACAUGGAAUAUCUUAUAAAAAAGCAGUUGUUGACAAAUCUGUUCCUGCAGCUGUAGUUUUCAAAGUGUUCGGUGAUGGAAGAAAAAUAGAUGUUGAUACAUUAACAUGGAAACAUAAUGAUGUUAUCAUAAAUAUCGGUGAUAGCGACAGUCAAGAUGUAUACUAUACAACUGAGGAACGUGGUUCUAUACUCUUUAUCACACUACACAUUAAAAUGCCAACUGCUCGUGUUACAGGCAUUUGGUCUCUUACGGUGAACAGUAAAGAUGGCAAUCAACAUGUUGGUGAUUGUUCAGUUAGAUCUGGACCUGUGAUCCGAUCGAGAUUCAGUGCAGUUCGUGGUCAUGAAGGCAGUCCACUAUCUGUUCUAUGCGAAGUUGAUGGUUUCCCGGCACCACAUCAAGUUACUUGGAAACGUCUUGUUGAAAGUAAAGACAGUAGUUCUGGUAGUCAGUUGCUUUCAGUAACCAAUGCUAUUUUAAAAUCAGAUGGGAAAACUAAUGGUGCUAUAAUGGAAUGGAAAGAUGCUUCAGAUUCUACUGGAUUCUAUUUAUGCACUGCUACCUCAAACUUGGGAACAGAUAACCAAUUAUUAGAAGUUCGUAUUAAAAGUAAAUUGGCUCCGUUAUGGCCUUUUAUUGGAAUUAUUGUUGAACUUGUGAAAGUGAUCGCUGUUAAAGGAACUGGAUCAUUUCACUGA